This is a messenger RNA of Fusarium graminearum PH-1, 606 nucleotides long. RefSeq lists its product as uncharacterized. The record is from RefSeq and is a predicted model, not a curated record. Gene Ontology annotation, cellular component: mitochondrion. Lineage: Eukaryota; Fungi; Ascomycota; Sordariomycetes; Hypocreales; Nectriaceae. The transcript has a single exon. Bases 1 to 606 code for a protein of 201 amino acids.
AUGAAUGCCUACGGUGUCGGACCACGGCCGAAAAUUGCCAAGGAGCUUGUUCGCAAGGGAGAUGUGCCACCGAAACACAGUCUCAUUCUCAUGGAUACACCAGGCUAUGGCUUCAGGAGUCAAGAAGAUUGGGGGAAGACCAUUCUCAAGUAUCUGAAUGUCAGAAAGAUGCUUCGCGGUGCAGUACUCUUAAUGCCAGCCGACAAAAAACUCCAAGAAACAGACAGAUGGAUGUUAAGAACACUGGCUCGAUCAAACACUCGAACUUUGGUUAUCAUCACCAAAGCCGACAAGCCUGGAGAGAGGUGGCAAGAAGCAUGUCGCAACCUCCAUGGCCAGAUUCAAGACAUCAUAGACGGACUUUCAGCUCAUUCAGCUCCAAGCUGGAGGGAAGGGUCUAGCCGUAUACUCGAUGUCUAUGCUACAGCUUCUAAGAUAGCCUUUGUAUCUCGUCGUCUGGGCAAUGGUGGAGGCAUCGGGGGUGUAAGACUGGCAAUUUUGGAAAUGGCUGGCUUCUCUCUGGGGGAGAAGAUCGAGAAGCAAGCCGAGACGAAGGCUUAUUCUGGGAAGGUUGUGUCUUUUGACGAUAUUGUUUGGAAAUCCUGA